Molecule: messenger RNA, 1614 nt
Organism: Candoia aspera
Lineage: Eukaryota; Metazoa; Chordata; Lepidosauria; Squamata; Candoiidae
Gene: DNAJC28
Product: DnaJ heat shock protein family (Hsp40) member C28
Exons: 2
Coding region: 124-1257 (377 amino acids)
Source: RefSeq, a predicted model, not a curated record
AGUCUAAAAAGAAAUCCAGUAGAAUUCAGUACUCUCAAGAUGUGCAGAAUAACCAUGCUUUUAUAGAAGAAUGAAAGAUUUACAGUUAGGCGAUGGUUAAUACUAUAGCUGCACUGAAGAAUUAUGAAGUGUGUGGUGCUGAUGAGAAAAAUUCACUAUCAUGUCUGGAUGUGUUCAGUGUUGGUUCCAAAGAAAGCAAGAUCAUUUCAACAUUGCUUUACCUAUGGCUGUAGACUGAUGUCAGAUCACAAACCUCAAGACAUUAUAGACUCUUACAAGCUGCUUAAACUUCGAGAAGGGUGUUCACUGGAUGAUGUUAAAAAUUCAUUUCUAGACCUUGCUAAGCAAUACCAUCCAGAUAGUGGAUCAGCUACAGCAGAUUCUGCAACUUUUGUUCAGAUUGAAGAAGCUUACAGAGUUGUGCUUAAUGAUAUGGUCAAGAAAAUAAAAUCAAGAGACAAGGAAGAGGAUGAUGUUGAAGACAAAUUAAAAUUGAAAGCUGUACAACAUAGACAGUAUUUAAAUUUUGAAGGUAUUGGUUUUGGUACUCCAAGUCAAAGGGAAAGGCAGUAUGUGCAGUUCAGAGUUGAUCGAGCUUCUGAACAAAUCAUGGAAUAUCGACAGCGGCAAAUGGAGAGCCAGCUGGCUGUGGGUGAUGUUAUGUUAGCUAAAGAUGUAAAGCAAAGUAAAAAAGCAAAAAUAACCCAAGCAAUUGAACGUUUGGUUGAAGACCUCAUUCAAGAAUCUAUGGCAAAAGGAGACUUUGAUAAUCUAAGUGGUAAAGGAAAGCCAUUACAAAAAUUUUCAGACUGCCUACACAUUGAUCCUAUGACGCACAAUCUGAAUAGGAUCCUGAUAGAUAAUGGAUACCAACCAGAAUGGAUCCUUAUACAGAAAGAAAUACGGGAAACAAUUGGAAAGUUAAGGAAGGCUAUAGUAGCUUCUAGGAAUAAGUUAGGAGAUCCAAUGACAGCCCAAAAAGAGAAGCAAUGGAAGAAAGUUUGUGAAGAACUUAGGGAAAAUAUUAAGACAUUAAACAAAAGAAUUAAUGAUUUCAACUUGGUUGUUCCUAUUCUUAGUAGACAGAUGGUGCAUUUUAAUGCAGAGAAAGAGAUUGCACGCGCACAAGACAUCUAUGAAACCCAGAUGAAAAAGAAGUCCGAACCAGAAGCAAAGAAAACAGAAACUGAAAUUGAACUUGGUAGACGUGACAUGAAAACCAUUUUUUUUAAAUGGAUAAAUCUUAUUUUGAAGUAAGAUUAAGAAUGUAGUAAUUUAGUUUCAUAUUCAAUGCACUUUAAAUAAGAUUUAUAGAACUUGCCAAAGGUUUUCUGUUCUUUUUUCCAAUUAACUAUUGGAACAAUCCCUUAUUCAAACUGAAGAACUGAAUUGAAUUGCAAAACUACUAAUAAAUUUUUACCAAUAAUCUUAUUUUUGUUGAUAUUCCUUUGUCAAAUUAAUAUUUAAAUAACUAGAAUAUUAAUUGUGUUCAUAAAUUAGGGUAUUUUUUUCAAAAAAGGACUACUCUGUGUUUUGAAAUAGUACAUUUAAGAGAAGAUACUUCUUUAUGUACUUUUAGGGAUAAAAAGAAAUUGAUGUUGAAAUCAUGAGAAA